Miniopterus natalensis is the source of this 607-nucleotide messenger RNA. RefSeq names its product olfactory receptor 2AG2. NCBI's taxonomy places the organism in Eukaryota, Metazoa, Chordata, Mammalia, Chiroptera, Miniopteridae. Gene Ontology annotation, biological process: G protein-coupled receptor signaling pathway. Gene Ontology annotation, cellular component: membrane. Gene Ontology annotation, molecular function: G protein-coupled receptor activity; olfactory receptor activity. The record is from RefSeq and is a predicted model, not a curated record.
UAAAAAUAGGGUGAACUCCCUGAGAAAGGGUUUCACUGAGAAUCCAUUUGGUUCUCAGCAAGUGAAGAAAAUGGAGCACUGGAACUCCACCCUGGGAAGUGGCUUCAUAUUGAUGGGGAUUCUGAAGGACAGUGGGUCUCCUGGGCUGCUCUGCGCCACAAUCACAGUUCUGUACAUGUUGGCUCUGACCAGCAAUGGCCUGCUGCUCCUGGUCAUCACAAUGGAUGUCCAGCUCCACGUGCCCAUGUACCUCCUGCUUGGGCAACUCUCACUCAUGGACCUCCUCUUCACGUCUGUUGUCACCCCCAAGGCCCUCAUGGAUUUUCUUCCCAGUGAAAACACCAUUUCCUUUGGGGGUUGUGCCCUUCAGAUGUUUCUAGCACUGACUCUGGGUGCUGCAGAGGACCUCCUACUGGCCUUCAUGGCCUAUGACAGGUGUGAGAGCACGAAAGCCAUCUUCUUGCUCCAUAGAAACUGCUCAAGGACUGGACUUGCUCUCUUUCUGUGUCUACUGCAUCACUCGAGAAGACCUGCAAGGGAAGAGAAGGCACAGAAGGGCCCUGAGACCUAUUUUGGUCAGACUCCUCAGACUCCUAACCCAACUUAG